AUGAAGCAGUUAAUUUCCACCAUGCUCCCACAGUGUUCACAAGAGCUCUUAAAGAUUGCAAAUCCCUGGCGUCUGAUACUAAGUGAGUGUUUGAGAAAGCACAGAGGAACUUUCAGCACCAAGUCCCUGCCUGCGUGCCGCAGGAGAGUAGUAGUCACAGGUAUUGGCCUCGUGUCCCCUCUGGGUGUGGGGACUCGGUUUGUGUGGAACCGCCUUCUCCAAGGAGAGAGCGGGAUCGUGUUGCUCGACGGGGACGAAUACGCAGGCAUUCCGUGUCAAGUGGCCGCCUCCGUGCCCAGGGGGAAAGAGGAGGGCCAGUUCGACGAGGAAAGCUUCGUCUCGCGAUCGGAGCUCAAGUCCAUGAGCCCUGCCACCGUGAUGGCCGUGGGCGCAGCCGAGCUCGCCGUCAGCGACGCCGCCUGGGCUCCGCGCUCCGAGCAGGAGCGCCUGGCUGCCGGCGUGGCCAUCGGAAUGGGAAUGGUUCCGCUGGAAGAGAUUUCCCAUACUGCCGCCUUGUUUAAAACAAAGGGUUAUAACAAGGUCAGCCCCUUCUUUGUGCCCAAGAUUUUGGUUAAUAUGGCGGCGGGGCACGUCAGCAUUAAGUACCAGCUGAAGGGGCCCAACCACGCCGUGUCUACUGCCUGCACCACGGGCGCACACGCGGUGGGAGACUCCUUCAGAUUUAUUGCCUCCGGUGACGCUGACGUGAUGCUGGCGGGAGGGACCGAGGCUUCCAUUAGCCCCUUGUCCCUUGCUGGCUUUGCAAGAGCUCGGGCCCUCAGCACGAGCUUCAACUCAAGCCCUAAAAUGGCCAGUCGGCCGUUCGACUCCCAGAGGGAAGGGUUUGUGAUGGGAGAGGGUGCAGCGGUGCUGGUGCUGGAGGAGCAUGAACACGCUGUGCAAAGAGGUGCCAGGAUCUACGCAGAAGUUUUAGGUUAUGGACUCUCUGGUGAUGCUUGCCACAUUACAGCACCUAAUCCAGAGGGAGAUGGGGCUUUCAGAUGUAUGUCUGCAGCAAUAAAAGAUUCUGGAAUCAAACCUGAAGAUAUAACCUAUGUCAAUGCACAUGCAACUUCUACACCUCUAGGAGAUGCUGCUGAAAAUCAGGCAAUCAAGAGACUUUUUAAAGACCAUGCACGUAAUGUUGCAGUUUCCUCCACGAAAGGAGCAACGGGGCAUCUCUUGGGGGCUGCAGGAGCUAUUGAAGCUGCUUUCACGGCGCUGUCCUGUUACCAUGGAAUUCUGCCACCUACUCUGAACUUGCAUAAAACUGAGGCAGAAUUUGAUCUCAAUUAUGUUCCACUAACAGCUCAGGAGUGGAAAACUGAAAAACGGCGCAUUGCACUCACAAAUUCAUUUGGCUUUGGUGGCACUAAUGCAACUUUGUGCUUUGCAAGUGUUUAACUUGCACCAUGUAUGAGAACAGUGAAUUUUUAU
This is a messenger RNA of Tinamus guttatus (white-throated tinamou), 1437 nucleotides long. It is a transcript of the gene OXSM, whose product is annotated as 3-oxoacyl-ACP synthase, mitochondrial. The record is from RefSeq and is a predicted model, not a curated record. Gene Ontology annotation, biological process: fatty acid biosynthetic process. Lineage: Eukaryota; Metazoa; Chordata; Aves; Tinamiformes; Tinamidae. Gene Ontology annotation, molecular function: 3-oxoacyl-[acyl-carrier-protein] synthase activity. Gene Ontology annotation, cellular component: mitochondrion.